AUGGCCCAUACCGUCUAUUGGCCUGCAAAAACUUUCUUCUACCCUGUCGGCAAUACAUCUCCAAUCUCCCUUCUUCAACACGUCCCACCUGAAGAUGACGCUGAUAUCCUGUUGCUCGGCUGUGGAGACCCGAGAAGUAUAUUGUAUACGAUUCAUGCAAGUGGGGUCGACCAAACACCUACGAAGCGAAAACUGGAUUUUACCUGUUGUGACAUCGAGCCCGCCAUCGUCGCCCGGAACAUUCUCUUAUUCACGUUCAUCGCCGAUGGUGAAUAUGCCAAGCGACUGGACGCUAUCUGGAACAUCUUCUACCACUUCUUUCUAAACGACGCCUCCCUUGCCCUGUUACAUUCGCAAACCGACAAACUCGCCAACGUCUCUGUGGAUCUGGAGACGUGGGAACAAUCCGGGUACUCGCGCUUCCUCGAGAUCAGUAAUAGCUUCACCCUGGGCGAGCUGCAUCGCCACUGGUUACUGUACUCCCAAACGAAGUCAUUCUCGUCCGCUCGUCGGGCACAGUUUAGUGAGCAGUUCUCGUUCGGGAUGGAGAAGAUUCGAACGGACAAGAAGAACUUCUCUGACAUGACCGCUUCUCGCUCUGCCGGUCCAGCUGCCCUGAUAGCCAUGUCGUCCAGCAUCGAAGCGUCCCAUUCAUUUUGGCAGACCGGCACCACAUUCACUUCUCAAUCCGAUAUUGGCACUGCAACGGAAGUGAAUCCAACAUUCGCCUAUGCCAUGGGCGGUGAAGGGUUCAUGGCCCACUACGGUACGAACCCCCUCGCCGCCUUCCACCUCGCCCCCAUCUUUGCAACGGCAAAUGUGAGAGGUCAGACGCCUCUGAGCCAAGUCUACGAUGGCAUCAGGGGACAAUUUCGCGCUUGGUGCGAAGCGUUCUAUGUUUGCGUGCAAGAUCCCACCGACAAGAUCAAGAUCAGGGUCGUGGUCGCUGACGCUCUUGCUUUCUGCCAAGCCCUGCAGCUUACCGCAGCGCGGAGCGAUCCUUCCGUAUAUCCUCGCGUAUGCCCUUGGAGAGCUCCUCUCUUGACGUUGGAUGGCAAGAGCUACUCGACCGGCGCUGCACCUCUCACAUUCGACGUCAUUGACACCUCAAACCUUUUCGACCAUAUUGGGAACGUCAAUGCCCUGGUCGUAACCGUCCCAUUGCUGAAACGAACGCCGUCAGCUGCGUUAUACACAGAGUCACUUCUCACCUCAGGCGAAGAUCCUAUUGUAUCUUUCGCCGACAGCCUCUGUGGAGACGUAACAACUAUGUCUUUGCUCUUUGAUGUCACCCCCGUAGCAUACCUGUCGGGUUAUAACACUCAAUCCAACAUCCACGAGCUACUGGGGUUCCACGUUCGCGAUAACAGUGCGCAGUACCAUGAACGGUUGAUCUGGAAAGUUCCUUCCCAACUCUUAGGCGGGAACUCUCGUCCGGUGGCACUGGACGCCUCACAGUUCGCUUCCCUACUCUUCGACAUCUACCGCAGAAUGUUUGCCCACGAGAAUGUCGCAGAUUUCUUCCGAAGGAAAUUAUCGAUCGCCUCAGUACAGUCCCUCGAACGCAUUCACUACUGCCGCCGAAGCCUCGCACAGCUCGUGCACUGCCUCAUGGGCCGCAUCAGUGUCGAUUGGAAUCAAGUCCUCGACCUAUUCGAGCAGCAUCUCGCAAGUGACAGCACGCUUCUCAUGGGGAUGAACUACUAUCAAGACCUUAUAACGCAGCUACACCUCCUGCAGAUCUGGUCAGCCGAUACGCUCCUUCCCGGGAACCCGCGAAUUGUAAUGAACAAGAACUCCGGACCAUUCCGUGAAUGGGUUUCGGUCCCACCUGUCAUCUGCGUCGCGUUCGCCGUUCCGCGGGCCAAACUCCAGCCCCUCGAAGAAGAAGACGCGCCCGGGAACCCCAUGCUGGCUGUCGAGUUCGGAAGUAAUGUGGUGUCGAACUACUUCUGUUCCAUCGAGACCGCGUUCGGCUCGCUGUCUAUCGACGGUGGUGGAGAAUACGCACAGGCCGUCAUCACCGAGGACCCGCGAGGCAAGGCAGGCGAUGCGGACAUCAUUGUGUCUGUAUGCGUGCCUGCGUGGAUGCUCGCGCACGACCCCGCCGCGACGAUGGUUCGUCUUGUUAUCGUGAGCACGCCUUCUACGACGGUGCUGGUCCAGAAACUCGGCCUGCGGCUGGUGAUCUAUGAGGCACGGUUGAUGGACGCGAAGGCUGUGAGCGUGCUCCGCAGCAGGCCGACCGUCGUCGACGGCACUAACGCUGCGGUCCCUCACCUGUCGUGGGCUGAAUGCGCGGCGACGUCUGCGCCAGUGUCUUUAACUGCAGAUGGGGCGAAAGUGGACAAAAUGACAAGGCGGACGGACAUCAAGGAACCGAAGGCGAAGACCGCGCUCGCUUCGAAGGACACUCCAGUGACAAUCACUCAAGCUGGAGCCUGUGAAGUAGAGCUCUCGAUAGGCUCUGCGCAUCACGAGAAACUGGGUUUUCCGUUUCCUGUCGACGCGACUCAAGCAAAACUUCGCAUUGCUCGUCAGUCGUCUUGGAUUGAGAUUGUCGCAACUCCUUGUCUGCUGGGUCGCAAAGGCGCGCCUAUUGGAACCCGCUUUCCGGUCGCCAUUCAUGAGCGUAAACCCUUUCCCUGGACGAUACACAGAGUCAAUCUUGACCGGCUACCUUCUUUAUCGACCGCCGACGUACCCAAGGACCGACUAAAGUGGAUCAACACUCACGUUAGUCUUGCAUUCUCGGAUGCUGAAAAGCUUUCGAGAGAAACGGGGGCCAUGCAAGCUCUUACACACGUUAAGGACUCAAUGCACAGCAUCUUCGUACAGGCGGUUGGGAUUCAGGGCCCCAAGAAGACCUCUGUGUUUGGUUUGCAUCGCACUUCAGGCGGGGGCGUGGAUACGCUCCUGUUCAUUACCGACAUCCGUCUUGAUAUUGCUGCACAUACGAUAUUGGCUGAUGCCUACGCCCUACCGCUGCACCUGAGUUUCCUUCACAAGCUUGGGCCCCGCCUCGCCGGGAUACGCGACCUCUGUCAGGUGAAUGUCAGUGCCGAGGAAUGCAUCGCGUGGAAGUACCUCCUUCCAAGCCUCGCCGAGCGCUGCCGAACAUGGGAGCACACGCCCAAGUGCGCGUACGCUGCGCCACGUGGGCGCGUCCCGCUCUCGACUGAGCACGGCGAGGUCCCGAUCUGUGCGUGCGGGCAAGGAAAGGUGGGCGAUGCCUUCCGCGUCCGGAAGGAAUGGACGCCUUUCCUGCCGUACGUCACACGCAUCGCGCUCAGUCCGCUCUUCGCCGUCUCGUUCCUCGAGUCUGUCGCCGGCGGCCUGAAGGCCUUGGUGAAUAGCGGGAAAACUGCCGGUACUGCUACCGUUGCUAGCCGUGCACGCGAGACAGCGCCGUCCUCUACAAGCUCUGGCAGCCGGCAGCCGGAUGUGUCCCGCUGCGGUGCGUGCAAAAUUACCAUCACAGCAGAUAGACCCAUGGUCUGUAGCCGGUGCAAGAAGGCCGCAUAUUGCAGUAGCGACUGCCAAACCAGCAAUUGGAAGGUACACAAGCGGUCCUGCAAGGCUGUUUAAUGGUAGAUAGUGUUCAAGUGCGUACGGUGUUAUCUGGUUUGAAUUUAGUACCAUUGAUACGAUGUGAAGGCUCCCGGUCAAGAGACUAGUCUCGGUAGAGAAUGGUUUUCUUU
Molecule: messenger RNA, 3701 nt
Organism: Phanerochaete carnosa HHB-10118-sp
Lineage: Eukaryota; Fungi; Basidiomycota; Agaricomycetes; Polyporales; Phanerochaetaceae
Exons: 4
Coding region: 1-3588 (1195 amino acids)
Biological process (GO): regulation of transcription by RNA polymerase II
Cellular component (GO): nucleus
Molecular function (GO): DNA-binding transcription factor activity, RNA polymerase II-specific
Source: RefSeq, a predicted model, not a curated record